Phragmites australis (common reed) is the source of this 590-nucleotide messenger RNA. RefSeq lists its product as uncharacterized. The transcript has 2 exons. The coding region runs from base 154 to 426 and encodes 90 amino acids. NCBI's taxonomy places the organism in Eukaryota, Viridiplantae, Streptophyta, Magnoliopsida, Poales, Poaceae. The record is from RefSeq and is a predicted model, not a curated record.
CAAACCAAGCCCAAAAACACCCGCUCCCUUUCCCUCGCAUUUAGUACGCCUCUUUCUCUCCCUCCUCUCUCUCUCUCUCUGCCUCAACCGUCCUGGCUCCAUCCGUUCCAGCCAACCACACCUGAAAGCUUCAGACCACCACGCCCCUCAAAAAUGCACAGGCAGCUCACCCUCUCCCCGGGCCCGAAGCAGCAGCAGCAGGAGGACGACGGCAGCGGCAGCGACGCGGCGCAGCAGAUGGCGGUGCCAGAGGACUCGGUCACGAACUCCAAGGCCGACAGGGCGCGGUCGGCGAGAUCCAUCCAUCUUAUCCCGCUGCUCACCUUCCUCUGCUUCCUCCUCCUCUUCCUCUGCUCUCACGACCCUUCCCCGUCUGAUAUGUCGAGCUUUGGCGGCGGAGGGAACAGGAGAUUGAGGAUGCUAUAGAAUUCUCAUAGCAAUUAUCUGUUGUGUUGCGUAAUGUUUUGCCGGUUUCAAAAGAUAUUGCAAUGUAUUUUGCGCUCAAAUACAGAGCUGCAUGUUGCACUUGUGCAAGAUUAAGGAAAUCUGGGGCUUUAUGCCACUGCUUGCCUUUGGCAAUACUAUAAUAA